Molecule: messenger RNA, 296 nt
Organism: Durusdinium trenchii
Lineage: Eukaryota; Dinophyceae; Suessiales; Symbiodiniaceae
Source: the annotation of a GenBank genome assembly
AUGGAGGAUCGGGCUUGCAGGGGAUAUGGAGUGAGUGGGGCGCUGGCAAUGCUUCGCUUGGUGAAAUUCAUUGGGCAGUUGGAGGGCGCAGUUGCGAAUGCCUGGGAAGCUGGCGACCAUGCAGAGUUGGGCAGUUGCUUCACGAAGGACAGCAUCGGGAACAGAGAAGAGUGCGGCGUGGAGGUGACGGUGCUGAGCAGCGAGAAGGACAUCUUUGUGAAGAUGCGCGAAGCUUCUGAUGCAGCUGCAAGGGUGAAGGUGAGCAAGCUUUUGGGGCAUGGUUUGAAUUGGACGAG